Ornithodoros turicata is the source of this 741-nucleotide messenger RNA. RefSeq names its product alpha-(1,3)-fucosyltransferase C-like. NCBI's taxonomy places the organism in Eukaryota, Metazoa, Arthropoda, Arachnida, Ixodida, Argasidae. The record is from RefSeq and is a predicted model, not a curated record. Gene Ontology annotation, cellular component: membrane. Bases 1 to 741 code for a protein of 246 amino acids. Gene Ontology annotation, molecular function: fucosyltransferase activity. The transcript has a single exon.
AUGACGUACAUGUAUGAUUCUGAUGUCAUCAUUAGAUAUGGUGGAUUUACCCGAAAGGAGCAACCUAUUACGCUGGAGUUGGAAGAAGCCUGGCGCAAGAAAAAUAAGACAGUCGUGUGGGUCGUCAGUCAUUGUCACGCGCACAGCAAACGAGAGAACUUUGUCAAGGAACUUGAAAAACAUAUCGAUAUAGACAUUUACGGUGCGUGCGGUCCAUUGAAAUGUGCCCGGAACUUGAGAGAAUCUUGUUAUCGCAUGUUUGGAGAACAGUAUUAUUUCUACCUGAGUCUAGAGAACUCACUUUGCGAUGAGUACGUGACUGAGAAACUUUACUAUCCUCUGCAACUCAAUAUAAUCCCCGUGGCACUGAGUGCUGUCAAUUACGAGGUCAAGGCACCACCGCACUCAGUGAUCGACGUGGCCUCAUUCGCAACACCCCGACACCUGGCCGAUUACCUUAAACGCGUGAUGAGUGAUUACGACUUGUAUAAAUCCUACCUGGAAUGGAAACGGGAUUACGAUGUCCGAGAGUGGCAUGGCUACGACGAGAGCUUCUGUGGCUUGUGCGAAAAGUUGCACGGUCCCGAGCUAAGAACAUAUUCCGCAUAUGACAGUGUGAGAAGUUGGUGGACAAACAAAUCGGCGUGUUACACGUAUAAUGAUUCCACUUGGAUCGCUGUGCAGAGUAAGAUCAAGCUCGUGGGGAGUCCAUUAACUUCGAAUGGUAUCGUAGCAAACUAG